UAGUCCAUGCCGGGUUGGCCGCGCUGUGUGUGGCAUGUGAAUUAUUGCACCUGGACAUGAAAAGUCUCGUCUGGCCGCAACAUCCCUGGUGAUUAUGCGCAGCUCAGGUCUGUCAGUCCUGCCGUCUGACUGGCAAACCGAUCGACCUAAAAUGGAAAGCGACACCUAGUCCACUUCUGCGGAAUAUGGGCGGUCACUUCUGUAUACAUAUUUUUGUGAACGUCGUGAGACCAGCCCAUCAGUUUCGGCGCCUCCAGCGCGUUGAGCGAACGGUCCAGCACUCAAAGGGCGAGAUCACCUGCUGCAGCGGACCCCAUCCGCAUGGAGGAGGACACGGACGACCUGGACAGCGUGAAAGCGCUGGCGGCGAAGCUGAAGCUCCAGACGCGCAGGGCGUCCUACUCGGAGUGGAAGGAGCGCGUACAGACACGGCCGUGGACCCGCGCGCAGCCCGGCGCGAGCGCGGACCGAGCCGCGGACCUGGGCGGCCUCGCGCGCCACGGCACGCCCGCAACCACAGUGCGGGACAUCUGCGGUUUCCAUACAAUAGACGAUGCGCUGGAAUGGCUUAGGGGCGAACUGCAGGAGAUGCGUUUGCAGGACAACCGUCUGGCCCGCCAGCUCAUCCACAUGCGGGCAGAGAUCCACCGCCUCAAGGUGGAGCAGGUGUGCCACAGGCACAAGGAGAUGUUGGAGGACGCGGCGUACGAGCUGGAGGAGUGUGGCGAGGAGUCUGACCUGCUGUGCGACAUCCCCCUGAAGGCGACCUUUGCCCUGUCCACUCCGCUGAAGCACCUGGGCCUCACCAAGAUGAACCUCAACGCUCGACGUUUCUCUCUCUGCUAAAGGCGGAAGUAGGGACCACUGAGGUCAGCAUCUUCCCACAUUCAGCUACAAGCACAGAAGACUUCUUUCCUCCACGGACGCCAAGCCUUUCUCCAGGGAUAUUCUAUAUGCUGGGGACGUUCUGUAUUCCAGGGAUAAUUCUGUGUUCCUGGGAAAUUUUUUAUUCAGGAAAUAUUCUGUAUUUCCAGGGAUAUUUCGUGUUUUCGGGGACAGUUUGUUUGCAGUCACUGAGGGUUAGGUGUAGUUUUCUACCUUCCCUUUACCUGGUUCUUUUGACCAAUAAAAUGUGCUAAUCUUUCACCAUCAGUGAUUGGUUAAAACAGGGCCUGAUGUGUAUGUGAGGGAUGGGUCUGAGUUCCUCUGCCUUCAGUGAUUCAGUCCAGUCUGUAAGUGAUUGAGUGGUUCAGUGAUUCAGUCCAGUCUGUAAGUGAUUGAGUGAUUCAGUGAUUCAGUCCAGUCCAUAAGUGAUUGAGGCCGGUCUGUAAGUCAUGGAGUGAUUGAGUGAUUCACUGAUUCAGUCGGGUCUGUAAGUGAGACUGUAAGUGAGAUUGGCCUCUGCUCGCUACACUGUUUAUCUUAGCAGGGAAAAAGAGUUUAGACUCUUUAGGAGUUUGGAUUCUCUUUAAGAGAGCGUUUAGACUCAAAUAGACUUAAAGAACUAACACAGGCUGAGGUCUAACUGUGGUUAGACCUACUUGAUGUUGAUUUGGUUGGGUUAGUCAGCUGUGAGAACGUCCUGUAGACCCAGUGACGUUUGAGCUAACGAGAUCAGACUUGCCUUCACCACAAGGCCUUAUAUCAACAAAAUACCUUUACACCACGAAAUGUCAGCAGAGACCAGGAAGAGCAGAUAUUUACCCAGCAUUGUGACGGUUGGUGACAGGGACAUCGGUAAUGAGAUUUAAAAUGGUAGGGGAGUUCUCUGACUGGAAUUGAGAGGAAAAAGGUGUGCAGACAGAGACUAGUCUCAAGAGAAAACACACACAUGCACACACUCUAUUCAUAUUAAUAACCAUGUUAAUUAGCCUACCAGUCGUGCUUAAUUGCGGUAAUAAAGAUUACAGUGGUUCGCCAGAAUUAUGCAAAUGAGAUCAUGUCAACAGGUUCACAUUAGCCUUCAUUCUUUCUGAGUCAUGACUGUAACAUGGGGUAGCGUUGGACCUUUGAGUAGGGGCGCUGUUCGUCAGUCAGCCACUUCACCAGCGAGCAACGUGACUCUUCCCAGUGUCUUUAAAGUCCAACAUGGCAAAUUAUCGGAAGCUUUUGAAAAGCAUAGCACUUUCGCAAGUCCCAGACUCUUUUAGUAGGAAACCGUACAAAGAAUUCAUCUGAAAGGUAGUUUUUAAAGUACCUUCUGUUUGUAACAUGAUUAGAGCUCUUAACAAGACAGACGACGGACAGACUACUGAAUCUGAGACAGCAUAUGGGCAAGCAUGCAGACUCUGUAGUCAUGACUGUAAAAUUAUUUGUGAUUUUGACUUAAUAUUUGAGUUCAGUUAAACUCAAAACAAGUUCAGUAAUCUGUUUUACAUUCUGUUGAAUUGCUUUUGAGGUUCAGUGAAAUAAAAAUUUAAAGGCAGCCCUUCACAUUAAAACAAAAAAUAAUUUUUACAAUGUACAAUACACAUCUCAUGAAAUAUAUGACAGCUAUGUUCAGUAAUAUCAAGACUAUUUUAUUUUUGCUGUGGGUGUAAAUUGAUUAAUUGUAUUAAUCUUCAGUGAAUUUUUAACAAUAAA
This is a messenger RNA of Electrophorus electricus (electric eel), 2583 nucleotides long. RefSeq names its product family with sequence similarity 167 member B (gene fam167b). NCBI's taxonomy places the organism in Eukaryota, Metazoa, Chordata, Actinopteri, Gymnotiformes, Gymnotidae. The record is from RefSeq and is a predicted model, not a curated record.